AUCAAGGUGGAGGAUUGUCUGAAGGCUCAGAAGGAGCAGAAAGAAAAAAUAGCAACUUCCAAAAGAGACACAGAGCAAACAGUGCAGGAGAUGCUUGAUCUCAUUGAAAAAGACAAAAAAAAUAUAGUGGCUGAAUUCAGAGAACUACAACUCUGGUUGGAAGGACAGGAGAAGCUUCUGCUGGCUAGAAUGGAAGAGACGGAGAAGGAUAUUAUGGCAAGAAAGGAGAAGGGUUUGGCCAACCACAUGGAGGAAGUGCGCUCUCUUGACCAUCUCAUCCAGGAGAUAGAAGAGAAGCUUCAGCAGCCAGCCAGCCAACUCUUACAGGUCAGGACAGGAAGUGGAGAUCAUAGAAUCCUUGGGCUGGAAGGGACCUUGGAGGUCUGCUAGUCCAAUCCUCUGCCCUAGGCAGGAGUCCUUAUUCCAUCCUGAAAACAUGGUUGUCCAAACUGUUAUUGAAAGCCUCCAGUGAUGUAUAACCCAGAACUCAGGGAGGCUUGCUUCUUGUUAUUCCCUCAGGUGCUAUGGAGAGUAAAUCCAUGCCCUUUUCCCUAUGAGAGCCCUUCAAGUAUUGGAAGGUGGCUGUCGUGUCUCCCCUAAGCCUUCCCUUGGUUAGGCUAAGCA
Molecule: messenger RNA, 624 nt
Organism: Pseudonaja textilis
Lineage: Eukaryota; Metazoa; Chordata; Lepidosauria; Squamata; Elapidae
Source: RefSeq, a predicted model, not a curated record